UCUCGAAGACUUAAAGUGUUGAAAGAGCGGCCAAGUGAUCUCUCUUCCUCUCUCUCUUUCUCUCCACAAAGAACCAAACUUGUUCGGUCUUCGUUACCUCCUCACACGGAGAAAAAUCUCACUUCCAAUGCAAAGCUGAAACAUCUCCUUCAGGUUAACCACAAUCUCUCUUGCUUGCUGCUUCCUUCUCCUCACUAGUACCCGUUUUAGACAGUUCUUAUGAUGGAUGAAGAAAACAAUCCUAUGGAAGAUUCUUCUGACGUUGAAUAUGUCUGUGGAGAUCCAAAAGUUGAUAUUCGUGUUGGAGAUGAUUAUCAGGUUGAGAUACCUCCUAUGAUGUCUGAAUCCCAACGUGCAGCACUUCUCUCAAAUCAUCUAGACUCAGAUUCCUCUUGUUCCUUUCUCGUGGGACUACCUGUUGAAGUAAUGUGGAUAGACACCAAAUGUAGAGAUAAACAUGGACUUAGAGAUGAUGAUGUCGACAUGAAUGAAUCUCUCAAAUCUCUUAAAAGAAAAAGAAGCCGCAGAGGUGGGAGUGACGGGAACUUGGUAUCAAGGCAACGGAUGAAUCUUGAAGCUGUGCCUGGGAAGUCAUCCAGUUCUUGGGAGGAGUUGGAAGUAGAUGGCUUUGUUCUUGGGCUGUAUACAUUUGGGAAGGACUUUGCUCAGGUGAAGAGGUUGUUAGAACGCAAAGAAAUAGGAGAUAUACUUUCGUUUUACUACGGAAAGUUUUACAAAUCUGCUAAAUACAAAAUAUGGUCUAAGAAGCGGAGAAAGAGAUGCAUACAAGGGAAGAAGCUCUAUUCAGAUUGGAGGUUACAGCUGUUAUUGUCCCGUUUGGUUCCAUGCAUUCGCGAUGAACCGAACAAACAGAAGCUUGUGGAUGUCUCAAAGUCAUUUGCUGAUGGGAAAAAAUCUCUGGAGGAAUAUAUUAGCGUGGUGAAGGAACUAGUGGGUCUUCGGUCUCUUGUAGAGGCUGUCGCAAUUGGUAAACAUAAGGAAGACCUGACAGUUCUCACAACGGAACCUGUAAAUGCAAAACAAUGGUUUACAGUUUCUCCUGCAACUAUAUCUGGUUUAGGGGAGUACAGUUCACUCACAGUUGAUGGUAUAAUCGAAAAACUUACUGGUGGUUCCCGUCUGAGCAAAGCUCGUUGCAAUGAUAUCUUCUGGGACGCUGUAUGGCCGCGUUUGCUACAUAGAGGGUGGCAUUCUGAGCAGCCAAAGGACCGAGGUUACAUCGUCUUCAUGGUACCUGGGGUGAAGAAGUUUUCAAGACGGAAACUUGUAAAACGUGAUCAUUACUUUGAUUCUAUCAGUGACAUUCUCAAAAAGGUGGUUUCUGAGCCUGAGCUUCUUGAGUCUGAGACAGAAGAGACCAGGACUAUCGAUGGAAUCAGUGAUUGCAACCAAUCAAAAAAAGAGAAACAUCGUUACCUCAGGUCUCCAAACUCUUCUUCUACUCAUAGGAAGUUCACUGUUGUGGACACUUCUCGGUUGGUUUCAGGAGGAAAGUUGUGUGAAUUAAGAGAUCCGAAGUCAGAAUCUCUGGCUUCUCAAUUGAAGGUUUGUCGAGGAGAUAAAAAUUCCUCUAUGGGAAGACUCCAAAUGAAGUCGUUGGAUAUACAGGAGCAUGCCAUUUUUGCUAAUGAACAUAAGUGGGAGAGGAGGCGAAAAUUAAAACCGGUGGAUGACUCGAUGAGAUUCUUGAUUGUGGAUACAAGUGUGGAACAAGGUGGACAUGUAUCCGAUAUAAGAAGAUGGAGAAAUUUGCCGGUUUCUGAGAAUCCCUGCAAGGUAUCCAAAGGGGCCAUUGGGGAAUCAUCACAUAACCAAUCUUGCACUAAUAAAGAUGUGAAGUGUGAGUAUCUUAAGGGGAAUGAUUCUGUUGUAAAGGAGGAGACUUUGGAGAAUGUCCAACAAGGUCAGUCAAAGAAGAUUAAGAAGAGGUUUGCCUUGUUAUCAGAAUCUAUCAACCUUCAUUCGGUUAGUUCUCUCGUCUUGCCGAAACGCAGGCGGCUCAGUGCUGGUGUAAGGAAAGAUAUAAAACGUUCUAGUGAAAGUUUAGCGUUGAAGCCACCUGCAAUAAACCAGACAACUAACUGCCACUAUAAGUUAUCUGUUGAUUCUAUGGACCUCAAGACUGAGCAAUCAGAAAGUACACCAGCACAAGAACAAGAACCAAAAGGGCUCUGUUCAUCAAAGGAACAAAGAGCUCUUCAUGAAAUCAGUCCAUCAGAACAACAGCAACAACAAGACGAAUCAAAUCGGUUGUGUUCGGACAAAAAAUGCUCUUCGAAGGAUCUGGAACCUGCCCAACAACAAGAACCUCCCAAGUCGCCCUCAGACAAGAAUUCUCCGUCAACUGAUAAUGGAACUACUCAAGAACGUGCAUCAUUAGAAAAACAAGAAGAAGAAGAGCACAACCUACAGACAAACACAGACAUUCCAAGAAGACAAAGUACAAGAAAGCGGCCAUUGACGACUCGUGCUCUGGAAGCUCUUGAAUCAGGCUUUCUUACACCAAAAAGCAUGAAAACUACUACAUCUAAACGGAGAAAACGCGAACGGUCUGCAAAGAUCAAGCACUCAGCCAAUGCGAGUAACAAAACUCCAGACGAGGUAGACAAUGGCUUUCUUGUAAACGAGGCCACAACAAGUAAACCGCUAGACCAUAUAGAGGAUUCGGAACCGAGCUUUCUUGUGAAUAAAGCAAUGAUGGAGAGUAAGCCUGUGGAUAAAAUAGAGGAUUCGAAGCAGGCUACUGUCGAGUUCCCUAAACUUCCUCCAAUUGUUUUGAAACUUCCCUUUAGGCGUGAUUGAAGAAUCGUUAAAGACUGAAGUCUGAAUCAUAUUUAGGGACUUUUGAUGAUCUUAACGCUGGGACCUUCUCAAAGAAGUGUGUAUAAAAGAAGAAAGCUUUUUAGCCAGAAUUUUUCUUUUCUUAUUAUGCCCUGGUGAAAUCUGCUACAUAUUUACAUAUCCAUGACUAAUUUCUUAUUA
Camelina sativa (false flax) is the source of this 3003-nucleotide messenger RNA. RefSeq lists its product as uncharacterized. NCBI's taxonomy places the organism in Eukaryota, Viridiplantae, Streptophyta, Magnoliopsida, Brassicales, Brassicaceae. Gene Ontology annotation, cellular component: nucleus. Gene Ontology annotation, molecular function: transcription corepressor activity. The record is from RefSeq and is a predicted model, not a curated record.